CAGAUUAGGGUACGUUGGCCAAUGAAAUGAGUCUGCAGUUAAUAGUAUCUCUUAUUUUUAACUGCGGUGACGGUGGCUUCAUGCCGGCCCACGGGAAACGGAACAUCUAGCCUACUGGUUUAAAUUCAUCAACUUUUGCACAAACCAAUAGAAGCAGCACGGAGCAGGGGAGCAGCAAGCCUCCACUGUAAACAUGAGUGUUUUAUACAUCGUUCUUCUCUUCACUUUCUCCACAGGUGUGUAUUCUGCGCUGUAUCCAAUAAAGAUCAGAUGCAACUACGACUCCAAGUACAAGGACAGUGCCAAAGUGUGGUGCAAACAGAACACUUCGCUGUGCUGCAAUGGAUUCUCGCUUAACGGGAGCCGCGUGACUAUGAACCAAGGCAAGGGGCAGCUCGUGGACCUCAAGGACGAGGGUGUCUUCCUCGUGGAGCUGAGCGCGUUCACCAUCGCCGAACAGGGCGUCUACUGGUGCGCUGUGAUGGACGGGGACGCGAUCAUCAAACUCCAGGAAUUCAAACUCUUUAAUGAAUUAAACGCUUGGGACUUCUUGAGAUAUGUUUUCGCGGCCAUCAUGCUCCUUGUCACUGUCUCAGUCACACUGAUUGCAAACAGAAAUGCUGCAAAGAAGCGCUCUGCAGAUCCCGUUAAUGACCAGGUUGAACUCUCUGCGCAGCAGAACGCGGCCAGAUCCCGCGAGAGUUAGGGUGAAGCACUGCGAGUCUCAAUGCAGUAGCGGUGGAACAUGAUGGGGUCAUAUUCGACAUGUGUUUGUUACUCCAGUGUUUUUCAGUAAAAAAAUAAAUAAUAAUAAUAAAAAAAUGAUCUGGUUUCAGAUGGGCGUCUGUGUCCUAAGCAGCAGUGUGGAGUAGUGGUUAGGGCUCUGGACUCUUGACCGGAGGGUCGUGGGUACCCUUGAGCAAGAUACUUUACCUAGUAAAAACCCAACCCUGUAAAUGGGUAAUUGUAUGUAAAAAAAAUAAUGUGAUAUCUGUAUAAUGUGAAAUAAUGCAUAAUGUGAUAUCUUGUAACAAUUGUAAGUCUGCUAAGAAAUAAUAAUAACAAUACAACAGCUCAUAAGUAAAGAACAGGCAGUUUCUGCAUUGUAAUCUUCGGAUGGUAGAACUUUAGGUACUCUCCAAACUGGGGCAUUACUGCACUUGUACUUGCAAUUACAGACCACUAGAGGGAAGCAGGCGGCUACUUUUUUUUCUAAUCCUAAAGAUGCUGUACGUGCGUUGGUGUAAUAAUUUCUCAAUAAUUGCGCAAUGAUAACUAUUUUGUGAUUGGUGUCUGACUCGGUAAUUAAAUAAUAAUAAUAAUAAUAAUAAUAAUAAUAAUAAUAAUAAUAAUAAUAAUAAUAAUAAAACAACAGCAGGUUUUCUCCCACAGCUCAAAAACACACGAUGAUUAACGUUAACGACAGGUGACGGGGAACUCGCCCUAGGAAGCAGAGAGAGAAAUCGUCAUUGUGUUGCUCAUCGGGAUUUACUCAGUAUUAGCUCAUCCGAUUCUAAAAAUCCUGGAGCGAGCAGCCGAGGUCUUAAGGCGCAGUCGUCUCAUUUAUAAUUCUUGGUUAAUACUUUGGUUUCAAAACAAGUGGGGGCGACAGUUUCUGAAGUCGGGGUUGCAUGAAGAUUAAUUUAUCUGAAAUAAUAAAAUAUGUUACAAAUAAAUAUAACAAAACAUUGCAUCCCGUGUAUGUCUAAUUAAAAGAUCCGAAGACUUUCCUGCGGCAGUCAUUCAAAACAAUACAUUGUUGGCACAAUGUUGUCCUGGGUGAUGAGUGCGGCACUUAGCUGUAUUAUUCAUUUUGAGUCAUGAAAUUACAAAGCCAUGGAUUUAUUGGAAGCGCAUUGAAGCUCCGCUCAGAUCGGAGCCACGAACAGAUCCCUUUAGUACAGCCAGGCCCUGAGGCAGCGCUGAGCGCUACAGCGAGCGUGGCAUAAUGCAGUUUUAAUGAGAGGGAUGAGAAUUGCACUUGAAUAUAUAUUUCUAGAAACGCUGAGGUUGAAAUACUUCCGAUAAAUACAGUUUUGCUGUUAAAAUGAUGCUAGUACUGUAUUGGUAUAAUAAAGGG
This is a messenger RNA of Acipenser ruthenus (sterlet), 2080 nucleotides long. Its product is annotated as CMRF35-like molecule 8. Lineage: Eukaryota; Metazoa; Chordata; Actinopteri; Acipenseriformes; Acipenseridae. The coding region runs from base 194 to 706 and encodes 170 amino acids. The record is from RefSeq and is a predicted model, not a curated record. The transcript has 5 exons.